This is a messenger RNA of Venturia canescens, 3122 nucleotides long. RefSeq names its product vacuolar protein sorting 20 (gene Vps20). Gene Ontology annotation, biological process: late endosome to vacuole transport via multivesicular body sorting pathway; vesicle budding from membrane. Gene Ontology annotation, cellular component: multivesicular body; ESCRT III complex. The coding region runs from base 382 to 1023 and encodes 213 amino acids. The record is from RefSeq and is a predicted model, not a curated record. Lineage: Eukaryota; Metazoa; Arthropoda; Insecta; Hymenoptera; Ichneumonidae. The transcript has 4 exons.
GGGUUGAUCACUGAACUUUCAAUGACACCGAUACGUAGUUCAAUUAAACAGCAUCCUCCUCAAAAUCUCGGCUUAAAAUAUCGUUAUUAAUUAAGUAAGGAUCUUUGAGAGUGUACAGCGUCUAGCGUCGCCACCUUCAGGCUGGAAAAUACGCUGUGUUUUUGUGUUUAUUCCUUCUCUCUAGUGUCUAGUGCAGUCUAGUGUCUCUAGGUCUCUAGUCUCCAAGCUGGGGACACUUACUUUUUUUAACCUCUCUUAUCGUUACUGUCAAAUGUUUUUACGUAUCAUCAUUAAAUAUUGUUACCGGUAACAAUCGAAUUUUUUUUAACUUCAUAGAACGAUACAAAAUAUUGAAUUACAUUUUAAUUGUAAGAAAAAAAAAUGGGAAUAUUCUUCUCGAAGAAAAAACCACAAAGCCGUGUGACCGACCAGGACAAAGCAGUUUUGCAAUUGAAACAAACGAGGGACAAAAUCAAGCAGUACCAACGUAGAAUCGAGCAGAGCAUAGAAAAAGAUCGUGGUAUCGCAAAGAAACUUUUACAGAAUGGCAGGAAAGAUCGAGCUUUGCUUCUACUUAGAAAGAAAAAGUUCCAGGAGCAAGUGUUAUCUAGGACAGAUGGACAAUUGGAAAAUCUUGAGAAAAUGGUUUACGACAUUGAAUUUGCUCAGGUUGAGACUCGUGUCAUAGAUGGUCUCAAAGUUGGCAAUGUGGCACUUAAAAAGCUUCAUGAAGUUUUGUCCAUUGAUGAGAUAGAAAAAGUGAUGGAAGACACUAGAGAAGGCAUAGAGAAGCAAAGGGAAUUGGAUGAUCUAUUGAUGGGAACGUUGAGCGAAGAAGAUGAAACUGAAGUCGAAGCAGAGCUCGACAUGCUUCUGGCCCAAGAAAAUGCUGAAACGACUCCAGAGAGUUCCAAAGACAUCCAGUUACCUGAUGUUCCUGAAGACACUCUCGAAAUAGAAAAACAAAAACAAAAAGGUGUCGCGAAGAAAGAGUCUCGGGAACCUGUCGCUAUGGAAGCUUAACUUGCGUUGUUAUCUUUUUAUUAACGACGCGAGAAAAAAGUUUCGUGAGAGAGAAAAAAAAAGCAGACGUCACUUGAACGAGUUUAUGUAUAUAUGUAAAUGUGUAAAACUUAAGACAUUUUGCAACAUUGGAAUUUGAAACUUGGCCACGGUAGAAACAAAAGAAACCAAAGAAGAUCCUUCGCCACUGUUGUUGCAAACUUCACAAUACGCAGAACAAAGCUACGUAUCGUCUCCUAACGACAUUUUUUCUAUUGCCUAGUAAAAUUUAUGUCAAAAAAAAUAUUCUAACAAUAAAUUUAAAAGAAAUUUUAUUGGAGAAAAACAUUUAUCGCUCGGCUAAGGAUUAAUACGAUCACUACAGUUCUACAAGUUGUUUCGAGUACAAUGAAAAAAAAUAUAUAAAAUGUACACAAAUUUUAAUUCUCUAUUGUACUUGAACAUCUGUCAGGAGAACAAAAAAUAUAUGUUUUGUUAAAAAAAAUGAGUCGAGAUUUAUUUAUCGAAAGCAAAUUGAAAUUUGACAAGGAAAGACGUGCAUGGUUUUAAAGAUAAUUGCUCACUCAUCUUCAAAUUUCUCAAUAAUUAAAUGAAUGUUUAUUUUUCCACAUUUUCUCACAGAGGAGUCGUUUAUAGCACAAAUAUUAUCCUUACCGAAUGGUAUUUGACCAAUGACCGUGUAAAUCCAGAUUUCAUUGCUGAUUCAUUCACCGAUCGAGUGGACUCUCGAGCUCAGGAUUAAUCGAAAAGCGAUCAACGAUUUCUGCUUUCCUUAUCUCUACUUAUUUACGGGAUCAAGUUUCGAGAAAGAAUCGAAAAAUACGUCAUGGCCUGAGUGAUUCCAAUUCCACGUUGAAUACGGUCUUUUUUGCUCAUUUAAAAUGUGCAACGAUGAUCGAGACAUUUUCACUAGAAAGGAGUGAAUCUCGUUUGUCAUUUUUCGGAUUUCAUUUGCAAUGAGAGGCCAAAUCACAUAAAUGUUAUCUCAGUUGAUGUUACGCAAAAAUGAGAUUUCAUUUAAAAAAUUUACGUAACAAAAUAAUGAGCUUGUUAUUUUUUCUAUCAAAGUUUCUUUCCUUCAAAAGCGGAGGAAUAUUUAAAUCUUCUAUUUUCAAAAUUCAAGCCUCAAAACCUUCCAUGAAACAAUUUCAAUUUUUUCUCUGUUCGAUGAAAAAAUUAUUGAAAAAUCUCAAAAACAACAUUUUCCUUUGUAUCAUGCAUAAAUAUUUAAAAAAAAAAAAGUCUCCGCAUGAUUUCAUGAAUUUUACAAAUCCUCUUGUAUCAAGUCUCGGAGUGCAGAAAAAAAACCGAAAAAGUGUUUCGCCGAAAGAUUGUAGCUUAAUUGCACAGUAGAGACCGAAUAAGAUGUACAAAGGAGGAAUAGCGAAGUUUUCUCGAAGCGAAGCGUGUAAUUCACACGCUUCGUUAAUUCAACCAACACGAUCCCAAGGCGUCGAUCCCCGAUAAGAUAAGAUCUUGUUCCAUCAGCAAAAUUGAUAAAACAAUUGUCAUCGGAUCGCGUAUACUUGUGUACAUUUAAAUAAUCUCGAUUCGCAGCUCCAGUAAUAUUUCUCAAGAAGAGGGGCCGCAGGCAGGAAGUACCAUAAAGAACGACCAAAAAAUCGAAGGAAUCGAUGGUGAAGGAUUCGCCAGGAGGAUGAUAUUACGCAGAUUCUAUUCCCGUCGCAGAUAAGGAUUCAAAAGUGCUCUGCAAUCUAUUCAACUUUACUGCCACAAUGAACUUGGAAGAGUUAUAAUUUCAUUUCAAAUAUCUUAUCAAGCUCCGGAUAUUCAACGCUAUCAUCAACGAUCCUCUAAUUUGGAGUAUAAAUUUUAUCAAUUUUUUGAUAAAAAUAAAUCAAUCGGUACGAACUGAUCGAGCGAACGAAGCUCAAUUUUGUUGAAAAAUUCGUAAGAGCAUAUUAUUUUUACGAAAAGCGAUCGGAGAGUGGAGUUCACGCGUGUUUCAGCACGAGCUGCUAAGGCGAGAGUGUACUCGUCCAAAUGUGCAUUGUUGGUUUGAGAUUCACGCGACAAUUUUACGCCCGACUGGUUUGUCAUUUUCCAAGUAACAUGAAAAAUAUACAUAUUUUUUUUCA